AUGCCGUCAACUCUGGUAAGACUCCACUCCCACUUGAGAACCUCACGACGGCUCGCUGAGCUAUGCGCGGUGCUGUGCAAGAGCCCCACGGAGCAGCCGCCCGGCCCGCCGCACUCGCACCCUCCCAAGGAUGCCGUCAACUCUGGCACGACAUCGGGCGGCAAGAAGUCGGGCUCCGGCAGCGGCGUGCUCACGUGCCCCAAGUGCGGCGACCCGUGCACGCACGUGGAGACGUUCGUCAGCUCCACGCGCUUCGUCAAGUGCGACAAGUGCCACCACUUCUUCGUCGUGCUCAGCGAGGUCGACACCAAGAAGAGCAUCAAGGACAACGCCGACACUAAGUCUGGAUUCUACAGGAAACCCCCGCCGCCGCCGAAGAAGAUAUUCGAAUACCUGAACAAGCACGUGGUAGGCCAGGAGUACGCCAAGAAGGUGUUGUCGGUCGCGGUGUACAACCACUACAAGAGGAUCUACAACAACGUCACCAGCGGCGCGCCCGCUGACGCGCACCACCCGCUGCACCACACACACAGAGGCCAGGAGUACGCCAAGGUGUUGUCGGUCGCGGUGUACAACCACUACAAGAGGAUCUACAACAACGUCACCAGCGGCGCGCCCGCCGACGCGCACCACCCGCUGCACCACACACACAGAGCACAGAAGGGAUACGCAGCAACUAUUAGUCGCGGGUACUACCACUACAAGAGGAUCUACAACAACGUCACCAGCGGCGCGCCCGCUGACGCGCACCACCCGCUGCACCACACACACAGAGGAGUGCGCCAAGGUGCUGUCGUGGCGGUGUACUACCACUACAAGAGGAUCUACAACAACGUCACCAGCGGCGCGCCCGCUGACGCGCACCACCCGCUGCACCACACACACAGAGUACUGGACGAGCUGUGGUGGCCAGGAGUACGCCAAGGUGCUGUGGUGGCUGUGUACUACCACUACAUGAGGAUCUACAUCACACACACAGAGGUAACUACUCUGCUUCAUGACUCGAGUACUGAACGAGCGCGUGGUGGCCAGGAGUACGCCAAGGUGCUGUCGUGGCGGUGUACAACCACUACAAGAGGAUCUACAACAACGUCACCAGCGGCCGCAGACGCGCACCACCCGCUGCACCACACACACAGAGGAGUACGUCAAGGUGCUGUCGUGGCGGUGUACUACCACUACAAGAGGAUCUACAACAACGUCACCAGCGGCCGCAGACGCGCACCACCCGCUGCACCACACACACAGAGCCGUGGUGGCCAGGAGUACGCCAAGAAAGUGCUGUCGGUCGCGGUGUACAACCACUACAAGAGGAUCUACAACAACGUCACCAGCGGCGCGCCCGCCGACGCGCACCACCCGCUGCACCACACACACAGAGUACUGGACGAGCUGUGGUGGCCAGAAGUACGCCAAGGUGCUGUCGUGGCGGUGUACUACCACUACAAGCGGAUCUACAACAACGUCACCAGCGGCGCGCCCGCCGACGCGCACCACCCGCUGCACCACACACACAGAGGUAACUACUCCGCUUCAAGACUCGAGUACUGGACGAGCUGUGGUGGCCAGGAGUACGCCAAGAAGGUGCUGUCGGUCGCGGUGUACAACCACUACAAGCGGAUCUACAACAACGUCACCAGCGGCUGCCGACGCGCACCACCCGCUGCACCACACACACAGAGGCCAGGAGUACGUCAAGGUGCUGUCGUGGCGGUGUACUACCACUACAAGAGGAUCUACAACAACGUCACCAGCGGCGCGCCCGCUGACGCGCACCACCCGCUGCACCACACACACAGAGGAGUGCGCCAAGGUGCUGUCGUGGCGGUGUACUACCACUACAAGAGGAUCUACAACAACGUCACCAGCGGCGCGCCCGCUGACGCGCACCACCCGCUGCACCACACACACAGAGCCGACCUCCUGCACAUAAGCCACGGGACCAGUACCGGCGGAGGCGGCGCCGAGGUCUUAGAGAGGCAACACCACGAGCUGAGGCUUGACAAGAGCAACGUGCUGCUGUUGGGACCUACGGGAUGCGGCAAGACGCUCCUGGCGCAGACGAUAGCGCAGUGCCUGGACGUGCCGUUCGCGAUCUGCGACUGCACCACGCUCACGCAGGCCGGCUACGUCGGCGAGGACAUCGAGAGCGUCAUCGCCAAGCUGCUGCAGGACGCCAACUUCAAUGUUGAGCGUGCACAGACAGGCAUCGUGUUCCUGGACGAAGUAGACAAAAUAGGCGCCGUGCCCGGAAUACAUCAGCUCAGAGAUGUGGGAGGCGAGGGCGUGCAGCAAGGCAUGCUGAAGAUGCUGGAAGGCGCAGUGGUGUCGGUGCCGGAGCGCAAUUCGCGCAAACUACGCGGCGACGCGGUUCAGGUCGACACCACCAAUAUCCUCUUCGUGGCCAGCGGCGCUUAUAACGGGCUCGACAGACUAGUGCAGCGGCGCAACAACGAGAAGUACCUCGGCUUCGGCGCGUGGGACUCGCGCUCGGGCCGGCGCGCCGCGCUGCAGGCCGCCGCCGCCGACGCGUCCCCGCACGCCACCGCCGCCGCCGAGGCCGACGAGCGCGACGCCUGGCUGCGCAAGGUGCAGGCGCGCGACCUCAUCGACUUCGGCAUGAUCCCGGAGUUCGUGGGGCGCUUCCCGGUGCUGGUGCCUUUCCACAGCCUCAACCAGGACCUGCUCGUGCGGAUACUCACGGAGCCCAAGAACGCUAUGGUGGCGCAGUACAAGCUGCUGUUCGCGAUGGACAAGUGCGAGCUGUCGUUCAGCGCGGACGCCCUGCGAGCCGUGGCCGCGCUCGCUAUGGAGCGCAAGACCGGCGCGCGCGGCCUGCGCGCCAUCAUGGAGAACCUGCUACUAGAAGUGAUGUUCGAGAUCCCCGGCUCCGACAUCACGUCAGUCCACAUCCACGAGGGCUGCGUCCACCGCAACGAGGCGCCGCGCGUGCAACGACGACACGACGAGCGCGAGCGAUGCGACGCCAUGGACGACUGGCCCUCGGUGCGCCUGCACAACUAGAGUCGAGACUGGCGUGUCACAACCAUCUGUCACUCAGUAUGCGCUGUGAGCGAGUAGGAGUAUGGUGGCAGCGAGCGACGCGCGCUUCUGUGCUCAACCGAUCCGCCGGCACACGCUUCGGAGGUACCACUUCCCAACCUGCCGGGACUAUCCUUAUUUAAAUCUCAACAAAAAUACCUUAAUACAGUCAUGGGUAAGGUUCAGUUUGCUUUGUAGAUGAUGCAUAGUGAAUUUACAUUUUAAUGCCCAUGACUGAACAGUCUUAUAGCGUAGGUGUUGAGUGAAAAGUGCUUUUAUUGAGAUUUCGAUGUUGGCCCUUUGGAGAACUUGAUGUCUUUGAGCAGCAUUAUCAGCAUAGACAAUCAGCCAUUUUAAGGCGUAACUGAAUACGAAAAUUAAAUGAACUGCAAGGUACGAAUAACACAAAAACAUUUUCAAAAAUAUGCGGUGCUAUGGCAAAGUAAAACAAACAUCUGGAAGUUAAAGUUCAAAUUGAGAUCGUAGAGAUAAGAUUAUGGAGACUUUUGGCUUUUUUGUGAGCAGUCAAUAAUCUGUUCCGCUUUACAAAGAUGGGAAAUCAUUAGUUUUGAGGACUGGCGACACUAUUUGUCGUUCAAAAAUUUCAGACUUGGCGUUACUUUAUCUUCAGUAAUCUAUAGACGCGUGUGCUACUAAAAUAAUUUGUAACAACUGCAAAAUUAAAUAGUGUUUUCUUUUGAAACUAAUCGAAAUUGUUUUGCGUUGUUUUAAAAAACAAUAAAUUAGUAGCGUGAGGUAUCAAAUUGAGCACGGAAUUUGUGUGGUUUCUAUUCAAAUCCUCUGUUGUCCAAGUACAAUAUUUGCUAUAGACUGAUCGUCUUUAUAGUAAAGUACAUUACGUGCAUUGUAGUUCCCGGCUGAUAGCUGCAAUAGGCAUAAAAUGCACGAUAAGCACUAAAGUGUGCAGAUACUGUGACUAUUUCAGCGUCAGCGAUAGUGAACUGUUUGUGUAUACAGGGUGUUAGGUAAAUGGGUAUAUGAGCCGACACUAGCCCAUGUUAACAUGGGCAUAUAAAUGGUAUGGUGAAGUCAGAAAUUUGAUAUCAUCAUUUUAAUUUUUUUAAUUUUCAUACAAAAUAAAUUUUAUAAAAUCCGAUUUGUAUGAAAAUAAAAAAAUAAAAAAUAAAGAUAUCAAUUUUCUGACUUCACCAUACCAUUACAUAUACCAUACAUACAUACCAUACAUUUAUAUGCCCAUGUUAACAUGGGCUAGUGUCGGCUCAUAUACCCAUUUACCAAACACCCUGUAGAUUUAUCGUGCAUUUUUAGUUGUCGUUAGUGUUAAUUAAAAAUAUCACGACAAAACAUAUUUAAACCUGCGCACUUUAUUGUGAAUAUUGUGUUACUAGAAUUAGCACUACAUAAAUGAAAAUGGAUUGAUUUGUUAAACAAAAAGAUCACUUUUCAGAAAAUCUGUAAUUUUAUUAGCAGAAAACUUCAUUCUUAUUUUUUGAUUACAUUCAAGCUUCUUCAGGUAGUAGCAUUUCGAAAAAUACGUGCCAACUUGGUUGAUUACGGUAUAUUACAUUUCAGUAUCAUAAGCAGACAGUAGUUAAACACUGGGAUGGUUUUGAUACUGAAAUAUAAUAUACGAAAUGUCUAUUUGUGUAUUAUUUUGUAAGAAAGAUGUUUUCAGACUCGUGAUCUUACUUGUAGUUCCUUACGUUAGAAUAAUUGCAAAAAUAAUAUAAAAAACAAUGUUGUAUCGCUGUGACCACCAUACAACAUUACUCUUGUGAUGUAAAUUACUGUAAAUAAUAAAUAGAAGAGAUGUUUAAUGUUUAAGGUCUAAAUAUAUUAGGUUUCCUUGCUAUGUCCAUCUAAGUUGUAAGUACGAAAAAUUACACAAAAAAACAUUGUUAGAUUCUUUUUUAAUAGCAGAAUUUUAUAUUUCGGUCGGUCUACGCUGAAAUUGACGUUUUGACAUUUGUUACAAUAUUAUUAUAUAAUAAUUAUUUUUUUAUUUAUAAAAUGUAAAGUUGUGGUGUGAUUAUAGUGUAAUAAUUAUGUGUCUGAAUUAGAAAAGCAUUUUGUGAUAUUCGCAUCCAGUUUAGUUUUUUCCUUCAAAAUUAGGUCUUGGUUCUGAGAGCCAAGCUUUUUCCGAAGGUUCACCACUUUUGGAUGUAAAAUAAAUAAUAGUUUCGAAGGUAUGUCAGCGAGAGAAAUAGAGAAUGCACUGGAUGUGCGUAAAGCAAAAUCAGAAACCUGUCUAAAUAGAUGCGUUGGAUAAUAGUGAGAUAAAUUGAAAGAAUUUAAGUUAUAAUCACAUUGCAGCUGGAGUUAAAUAGUUUAAGCCUAUUUUCAAAUUAAAAUAUAACGAAAACCAAAAUA
This is a messenger RNA of Ostrinia nubilalis (European corn borer), 5394 nucleotides long. RefSeq lists its product as uncharacterized. Lineage: Eukaryota; Metazoa; Arthropoda; Insecta; Lepidoptera; Crambidae. The record is from RefSeq and is a predicted model, not a curated record. The transcript is spliced from 22 exons. The coding region runs from base 1 to 3024 and encodes 1007 amino acids. Gene Ontology annotation, cellular component: mitochondrial matrix. Gene Ontology annotation, molecular function: protein dimerization activity; ATP hydrolysis activity; zinc ion binding.